AUGGAUUCCAAGAAGGUGUUCGUUGUUACUAGUCUAACCGACGAUCUUGUGGUCGAAAUCCUCUCCCGGGUGCCGUUCAAAUCUUUUUGCCGCUUCAAAUGUGUCUGCAAGGCUUGGCUUGCCUUCUCCUCUGAUCCACACUACCAACAGAAGCUGCUGAAAGUUCCCACUGGUCUUUUGCACAAACCACAGUGGAUCUCUGAUCUCCAGCUUCUUAGCCUCCCUGGGAAAGACGAGGAAAUUGAUGCAGCUCUUACGUUCGUGCCGCACUACAAGCGCUUAGAGCUUGUAGACUGUUGCAGUGGCCUGAUUCUUUGCCGCUACAAGAGCUUCUAUACUUCUCUAGAGAUGGGCCGCUUCAUUGUCUGCAACCCGGCAACACGAGCGUGGAGGACAGUCCGUGCUCCUGAAUCUCACCCUCACCCACUUGAGUCAGAUGGCUCCCACUGUAGAACCUUUUUGGCCUUCGAUCCGUCAUGGUCGGCACACUUCUAUAUCAUCAACAUUCAAGAGAAUGCCGACGGUUGGGCAUUCAAACUUUACGUGUUCUCUUCUGAACUAUCCACGUGGCUUGUGGAUGGUACAUGGAGUUUUAAUCCUAGGAGACUUAAUAAUAAACCACACAAUUUUAUUGGUGGAGUGUUGCAUGUGCAGACCAUUAUUCGUGAUAUUCUUGUGGUUGAAGGCUUGGAGGCAAUAAGUUAUGGCAUGCGGCCCAAUCAUUAUACUAUUAAGCUUCCAAAUGACUGUUGGGAUGGUUGCUUUGGCCAAUCAGCGGGGUUCUUGCAUUACGCGUCUCCAGAGGAUGGUGGUCGUACAGUUGCAGUUUUCAGUGUUGAUGCGCAUCGUCCUUGCAAGUGGUCACUGAAGCAUCGACUUUGUAUGCGGGAUGCAUUUGGGAGAGACAUCUUUUCUUGCAGAGAAGGGUAUUUGUGUGACUUCCGGAUCGUCGCAAUUGACUUGGAGCGAGAUGUUAUCUUCCUUUUCGAUAUGGAGGCACGGAAGCUUUUGUCAUACAACAUCAACACUGGGAAAGUUAGUGUGAUCAAAGAUGUCUGGCUCUACUGGUUUGGGGACUUUUAUUCUUAUGUGGCAUGUUACUCAAAGCUCGCUGGCUGA
Messenger RNA from Triticum turgidum subsp. durum (durum wheat), 1119 nucleotides. NCBI's taxonomy places the organism in Eukaryota, Viridiplantae, Streptophyta, Magnoliopsida, Poales, Poaceae. The record is from the annotation of a GenBank genome assembly.